Messenger RNA from Tachysurus vachellii, 4421 nucleotides. RefSeq names its product splicing factor 3b, subunit 1 (gene sf3b1). Gene Ontology annotation, cellular component: U2 snRNP; catalytic step 2 spliceosome; U2-type prespliceosome. The coding region runs from base 100 to 4038 and encodes 1312 amino acids. The record is from RefSeq and is a predicted model, not a curated record. The transcript has 25 exons. Lineage: Eukaryota; Metazoa; Chordata; Actinopteri; Siluriformes; Bagridae. Gene Ontology annotation, molecular function: mRNA binding. Gene Ontology annotation, biological process: spliceosomal complex assembly.
GUUUACGCCCAGAGUUUUCACUGCGCAUGCGUGGUUGUAUAACGUAGGAGAAACUGAAGGCCUUCCGGGACUGAUCCGUGUACACACAUACAGAGCAUCAUGGCGAAAAUCGCCAAAACCCACGAGGAUAUCGAGGCGCAGAUCCUGGAGAUCCAGGGCAUGAAGGCUGCUCUGCUAGAGGAGGGAGAUCAGGGUGUCGGCCUCGAUUCUACCGGAUUCUACGACCAAGAGAUCUACGGAGGAAGCGACAGUCGUUUUGCUGGAUAUGUCACAUCUAUUGCUGCCAAUGAGCAAGAGGAGGAUGAUGAGGAAGACUCCUCUACGACGCUGCUUGGCCAGAAGAAGCCAGGGUAUCAUGCUCCGGUGGCAAUUCUCAAUUCCAUUCCUCAGUCAGAUGAGCAGUAUGAUCCUUUUGCCGAGCAUCGGCCACAGAAGAUAUCGGAUCGUGAAGAUGAAUAUAAGAGGCGCAGGCAAAAGAUGAUCAUCUCUCCAGAGCGUCACGACCCCUUUGCAGACGGGGGUAAAACGCCAGAUCCCAAGAUGCCUGCCAGAUCUUACAUGGAUGUGAUGAAGGAGCAGCAUCUUUCUAAAGAAGAGAGAGAAAUCAGGCUGCAGAUGGCAGAAAAGGCAAAAUCAGGUGACCUGAAAGCAGUCAAUGGCUCUGCUGCAUCUCAAGCUGCUGCUCCCAAACGCAAGCGUCGAUGGGACCAGACUGCUGACCAGACCCCAAACUCUACUCCCAAAAAAGUGUCCAGCUGGGACCAGGCAGAUAGCUCAGCAGAUGUAUGUACACCAGGACACACACCUUCAAAUAGUCGCUGGGAUGAGACGCCUGGUCGUCCCAAGGGUAGUGAGACUCCUGGAGCCACCCCUAGUACACGCAUGUGGGACCCCACGCCCAGCCACACACCUGCUGGUGCUGCAACGCCUGGCCGAGACACCCCUGGUCAUGCCACCCCUGGUCAUGGUGGUGCCACAUCCAGUGUGCGCAAAAAUCGUUGGGAUGAGACACCAAAGACAGAAAGAGAGACACCGGGACAUGGCAGUGGCUGGGCUGAGACUCCUCGAACAGACAGAGGGGAUGAGUCUGUGGGAGAGACCCCAACUCCUGGAGCAAGCAAAAGGAAGUCCCGUUGGGAUGAGACUCCUGCAAGUCAGAUAGGCUCCUCCACACCUUUGCUCACUCCUGGAAAAACCCCUAUUGGAACACCAGCUAUGAAUAUGGCCACACCAACUCCAGGUCAUUUGAUGAGUAUGACUCCUGAGCAGCUUCAAGCAUGGCGUUGGGAGAGAGAGAUUGAUGAGCGGAAUCGUCCACUGACUGAUGAAGAGCUGGAUGCUAUGUUUCCAGAAGGUUACAAGGUGCUGCCCCCACCAGCAGGCUACGUGCCUAUCCGCACCCCUGCAAGGAAGUUAUCUGCCACUCCAACACCCAUUGGUGGCAUGACUGGCUUCCACAUGCAGGCUGAAGACCGAACCACCAAACAGAUGAAUGACCAACCAUCUGGCAACCUACCUUUCCUAAAACCAGAUGACAUCCAGUACUUUGACAAACUUCUGGUCGAGGUGGAUGAGUCCACUUUGAGUCCAGAAGAGCAGAAGGAGCGCAAGAUCAUGAAACUACUUUUGAAAAUAAAAAAUGGCACACCUCCCAUGAGAAAGGCCGCUCUCAGGCAAAUCACCGACAAGGCCAGGGAAUUUGGUGCUGGUCCGCUUUUCAAUCAGAUUCUGCCGCUGCUUAUGUCUCCUACCCUUGAAGAUCAGGAGCGCCAUCUGUUGGUGAAGGUCAUUGACCGCAUCUUGUACAAACUGGACGACUUGGUUCGACCUUAUGUCCACAAGAUCCUCGUGGUGAUUGAGCCCUUGCUGAUUGAUGAAGAUUACUAUGCUAGAGUAGAGGGCAGAGAGAUUAUCUCCAACCUGGCAAAGGCUGCUGGUCUGGCCACUAUGAUCUCCACAAUGAGGCCUGACAUUGACAACAUGGACGAGUAUGUGAGAAACACAACAGCUCGUGCCUUUGCUGUUGUGGCCUCUGCUUUGGGUAUUCCCUCCCUCCUGCCUUUCCUCAAAGCUGUGUGCAAGAGCAAGAAGUCAUGGCAGGCUCGACACACAGGCAUCAAAAUUGUGCAGCAAAUUGCCAUCCUCAUGGGUUGUGCAAUCUUGCCUCAUCUCCGCAGCUUGGUGGAGAUUAUCGAACAUGGUCUUGUGGAUGAGCAGCAGAAGGUGCGAACCAUCAGUGCUUUGGCUAUUGCUGCUCUUGCAGAGGCUGCCACACCCUAUGGUAUUGAGUCUUUUGACUCUGUGCUAAAGCCCCUUUGGAAAGGUAUCAGACAACACAGAGGAAAGGGUCUGGCUGCUUUCUUAAAAGCCAUUGGAUACUUGAUUCCUCUUAUGGAUGCUGAGUAUGCCAACUACUACACAAGGGAAGUGAUGCUUAUCCUCAUUCGAGAGUUCCAGUCUCCAGAUGAGGAGAUGAAGAAGAUUGUGCUGAAGGUGGUGAAGCAGUGUUGUGGGACAGAUGGUGUGGAGGCCAACUACAUCAAAACUGAGAUUCUGCCCCCUUUCUUUAAACACUUCUGGCAGCACCGUAUGGCCUUGGACAGGCGUAAUUACAGACAGUUGGUAGACACUACUGUGGAGCUGGCCAACAAAGUUGGUGCAGCAGAAAUCAUCUCAAGAAUCGUGGACGACCUGAAAGAUGAAGCUGAGCAGUACAGAAAGAUGGUGAUGGAGACAAUUGAGAAGAUCAUGGGUAACCUGGGUGCAGCAGACAUUGACCACAAACUGGAGGAGCAGCUUAUUGAUGGCAUCUUGUAUGCGUUCCAAGAACAGACCACUGAGGACUCUGUGAUGCUGAACGGUUUUGGAACAGUGGUGAAUGCUCUGGGCAAGCGUGUUAAGCCCUACCUGCCUCAGAUCUGCGGUACUGUCCUGUGGCGUCUAAACAACAAGUCUGCUAAAGUUCGUCAACAGGCUGCUGACCUAAUUUCUCGCACAGCUGUGGUUAUGAAGACCUGUCAAGAGGAGAAGCUGAUGGGACAUUUGGGUGUAGUGCUGUAUGAGUACUUGGGAGAGGAAUAUCCUGAAGUGCUUGGAAGCAUCCUCGGAGCCCUUAAAGCUAUUGUUAAUGUCAUUGGUAUGCACAAGAUGACCCCUCCAAUUAAAGAUUUACUUCCUCGGUUGACACCAAUCCUGAAAAACAGACAUGAAAAGGUGCAAGAAAACUGCAUUGAUCUCGUGGGACGCAUUGCUGACAGAGGUGCAGAGUAUGUGUCUGCCAGGGAGUGGAUGCGAAUCUGUUUCGAACUGCUGGAGCUGCUGAAAGCUCACAAGAAGGCAAUCCGACGAGCCACGGUCAACACUUUUGGCUACAUCGCUAAGGCAAUUGGACCUCAUGAUGUGCUUGCCACGCUGCUUAACAACUUGAAAGUGCAGGAGAGGCAAAACAGAGUUUGCACAACAGUAGCGAUAGCCAUCGUGGCAGAAACAUGCUCACCCUUUACCGUACUCCCAGCGCUGAUGAAUGAGUACCGUGUACCUGAACUUAAUGUUCAGAAUGGUGUUCUUAAAUCCCUCUCCUUCUUAUUUGAAUAUAUUGGUGAAAUGGGCAAGGAUUAUAUCUAUGCUGUCACUCCAUUGUUGGAGGAUGCUCUGAUGGACAGAGACCUUGUGCAUAGGCAGACAGCCAGCGCUGUAGUGCAGCACAUGUCGCUGGGUGUGUAUGGGUUUGGUUGUGAAGACUCGCUAAACCACUUGCUCAACUAUGUUUGGCCUAACGUUUUUGAAACAUCACCUCACGUUAUCCAAGCCGUAAUGGGAGCACUUGAGGGACUUCGUGUGGCUAUUGGACCGUGCCGGAUGUUACAGUAUUGCCUGCAGGGUUUGUUCCAUCCUGCACGGAAAGUUCGAGAUGUGUACUGGAAGAUUUAUAACUCCAUCUACAUUGGCUCGCAGGAUGCGCUGAUCGCACAUUAUCCCCUCAUCUACAAUGAUGAGAAGAACCCAUUUGUCCGCUAUGAGCUGGAUUACUUUCUGUAAAUAUGUUUAAACUUGUGCACUGUUCAUUUUUGUUUUUUAUUCUUCUAGACAUGGUUUAUAGUACAUGGUCCGUUUACUUUUAGUUGUAUUGGUUUGCAGCUUCAUCUAUCACAUAUGCUUGGGGUUAGCAAAUCCGUUUUAAAUUAAAGUACAGACCAUAAAAAAAAAAAACACAGAAAAUGAAACUACGUAUUUGGACGUAAUUUUUUUAACUAAAUCCAUAAUCAACUGCAGUUAAAUGUAGCGGCAGAUUUGCCAGAAAAUAUUAAGCCCUUAGUAGGAAAGUCUUGACAACCUUCUUAUAUGUAAUAAUUUCUGUGCAAUCAUCUGUUCUUACUGGUUAUUGCUUGUUAUGGCUGAAUAAACGUUUGUGUAUGAAAAGG